Molecule: messenger RNA, 3323 nt
Organism: Equus caballus (horse)
Lineage: Eukaryota; Metazoa; Chordata; Mammalia; Perissodactyla; Equidae
Gene: MARK3
Product: microtubule affinity regulating kinase 3
Biological process (GO): protein phosphorylation; intracellular signal transduction; microtubule cytoskeleton organization
Cellular component (GO): cytoplasm; plasma membrane
Molecular function (GO): ATP binding; protein serine/threonine kinase activity; tau-protein kinase activity
Source: RefSeq, a predicted model, not a curated record
GCGCGGGGACGCCGGCGGGCCGACCCGCAGCCUGCCGCCACCGCCCGCCGCCGGCCGGGCCCCGCCACCGCCGCCCGCGGGGCUCCUCGGCGCAGCCGCCGGGGCCGGGGGAGCAUGAGCCCCGGGACCCGCCGGGGGACGGCCCGGGCCCGGCCCGGGAUCUAGACGGCCGUGGGGGAGGGGAGCCGCCCUCGCGCGGCGCCGCUGCAGGACCGCGGCGCUCGACGCCGCCGUGCCGGCCGCGGGCCGCCGCUGUUUCCCCCUCGCAUUGUGCUUCAGUGAAGUGGAGUAAGAUGUCUACUAGGACCCCGCUGCCGACGGUGAAUGAACGAGACACUGAGAACCACACGUCACAUGGAGAUGGGCGGCAAGAAGUUACCUCUCGCACUGGACGCUCUGGAGCUCGGUGUAGAAACUCUAUAGCUUCCUGUGCAGAUGAACAACCUCACAUCGGAAACUACAGACUGUUGAAAACAAUCGGCAAGGGGAAUUUUGCAAAAGUGAAAUUGGCAAGACACAUCCUUACAGGCAGAGAGGUUGCCAUAAAAAUAAUUGACAAAACUCAGUUGAAUCCAACAAGUCUACAAAAGCUCUUCAGAGAAGUAAGAAUAAUGAAGAUUUUAAAUCAUCCAAACAUAGUGAAGUUAUUCGAAGUCAUUGAAACUGACAAAACACUCUACCUAAUCAUGGAGUAUGCAAGUGGAGGUGAAGUGUUUGACUAUUUGGUUGCACAUGGAAGAAUGAAGGAAAAAGAAGCAAGAGCUAAAUUUAGACAGAUAGUGUCUGCAGUCCAGUACUGCCACCAGAAGCGGAUCGUUCACAGAGACCUCAAGGCUGAAAAUCUAUUGUUAGAUGCUGAUAUGAACAUUAAAAUAGCUGACUUUGGUUUUAGCAAUGAAUUUACUGUUGGCAGUAAACUGGAUACGUUUUGUGGCAGUCCUCCAUAUGCAGCCCCAGAGCUCUUCCAGGGCAAGAAAUACGAUGGGCCAGAAGUGGACGUUUGGAGCCUUGGUGUCAUUCUUUACACUCUAGUCAGUGGGUCGCUCCCCUUUGAUGGACAGAACCUAAAGGAACUGAGAGAGAGAGUAUUAAGAGGGAAAUACAGAAUCCCUUUCUACAUGUCCACAGACUGUGAAAACCUUCUCAAACGUUUCCUGGUGCUAAAUCCAAUAAAGCGAGGCACUCUAGAGCAAAUCAUGAAGGACAGGUGGAUCAAUGCAGGGCAUGAGGAAGAUGAACUUAAACCAUUUGUUGAACCAGAACUAGACAUCUCAGACCAGAAAAGAAUAGAUAUUAUGGUGGGAAUGGGAUAUUCACAAGAAGAAAUUCAAGAAUCUCUUAGUAAAAUGAAAUAUGAUGAAAUCACAGCUACGUAUUUGUUGUUGGGGAGAAAGUCUUCAGAGCUGGAUGCUAGUGAUUCCAGUUCUAGCAGCAAUCUUUCACUUGCUAAGGUUAGGCCAAGCAGUGACCUCAACAACAGUACUGGCCAGUCUCCUCACCACAAAGUACAGAGAAGUGUUUCUUCAAGCCAGAAGCAGAGGCGGUACAGUGACCAUGCUGGACCAGCUAUUCCUUCAGUUGUGGCGUAUCCGAAAAGGAGUCAGACCAGCACUGCGGAUAGUGACCUCAAAGAAGAUGGAAUUCCCUCCCGGAAAUCAAGCAGUAGUGCUGUUGGAGGAAAGGGAAUUGCUCCAGCCAGUCCCAUGCUUGGAAAUGCCAGUAAUCCCAAUAAGGCAGAUAUUCCUGAACGCAAGAAAAGCUCCACUGUCCCUAGUAGUAAUACAACAUCUGGCGGAAUGACACGGCGAAAUACUUACGUUUGCAGUGAAAGAACCACAGCUGAUAGACAUUCAGUAAUUCAGAAUGGCAAAGAAAACAGCCUGACAGAAAUGUUCGCUUACGCAGCUAGCCCUGCCUCAGUUUGUACCACAUCUUCCACCUGUCGGCUGAGACAUCAGAAGUCGAUGUCCAUGUCAGCCUCUGGGCACCCCAAGAUGAUGUUACCUCCAAUAGACAGUGAAGGAGAUAACUUCAAGGCUAUCACUAUUCCUGAUCAGAGAACUCCAGUUGCUUCAACACACAGUAUUAGCAGUGCCACCACCCCAGAUCGAAUCCGCUUCCCAAGAGGCACUGCAAGUCGUAGCACUUUCCACGGCCAGCCCCGGGAGCGGCGAACUGCAACAUAUAAUGGCCCGCCAGCCUCGCCCAGCCUGUCCCAUGAAGCCACACCAUUGUCACAGACUCGAAGCCGAGGCUCCACUAAUCUUUUUAGUAAAUUAACUUCAAAACUCACAAGGAGAAACAUGUCAUUCAGGUUUAUCAAAAGGCUUCCAACUGAAUAUGAGAGGAACGGGAGAUAUGAGGGCUCAAGUCGCAACGUAUCUGCUGAGCAAAAGGACGAAAACAAAGAAGCAAAACCUCGUUCCCUGCGCUUUACCUGGAGCAUGAAAACCACUAGUUCCAUGGAUCCCAAUGACAUGAUGCGGGAAAUCCGCAAAGUGCUGGACGCCAAUAACUGCGACUAUGAGCAGAGAGAGCGCUUCUUGCUCUUCUGUGUCCAUGGCGAUGGGCACGCAGAGAACCUCGUGCAGUGGGAGAUGGAGGUGUGCAAGCUGCCAAGACUGUCUCUGAAUGGGGUCCGGUUUAAGCGGAUAUCAGGGACAUCCAUAGCUUUCAAAAAUAUUGCUUCCAAAAUUGCCAAUGAGCUAAAGCUGUAACCCAGUAAUUAUGGUGUAAAUUAAGUAGCAAUUUAAAAAGUGUUUUCCAGAACACUGAUGGAAAUGUAUAGAAUAAUAUUUAGGCAAUAACGUCUGCAUCUUCUAAAUCAUGAUAUUAAAAUAUAAGGAUGAGAGCACGCCUGGGAGCGAAAGCUGGCCUUUUUUCUACCAAUGCACUACAUUAAAGAUGUGUGACACGUGUGCCCUCUGUCUUAUUUCCACUGCCCUGAAAGUCAGCGUGUGACAUCCAUCUCCAUGUGCCUCCUGUCUGUGUGGGUGUGAAAGUCGACUGUGUGUGUAUGAAGUAGUGCAUACGGAAGCAUCUCCUGACACUGGCAGCCAGAAUUGUUACAAGUACCUCUGCGGGAGAUCAUUUGGUGCUAAAACAUUAAAAUUGCCAAGAAGGAAAAUAAUGAAUUACUACUAAGAAUUAACCUUAAGACUAGUUGAUAAUACAGGUUUACAGUUCAUGCCUGUGGUUUUGUGUUUGUUGUUUUGUGUUUUUUUUUAGUGCAAAAGGUUUAAAUUUAUAGUUGUGAACAUUGCUUGUGUGUGUUUUUCUAAGUAGAUGCACAAGAUAAUUAAAUUCACUUUUUCUCAGUAAAA